Apiotrichum porosum is the source of this 1017-nucleotide messenger RNA. RefSeq lists its product as uncharacterized. The transcript is spliced from 5 exons. The record is from RefSeq and is a predicted model, not a curated record. Lineage: Eukaryota; Fungi; Basidiomycota; Tremellomycetes; Trichosporonales; Trichosporonaceae. Gene Ontology annotation, cellular component: Prp19 complex; post-mRNA release spliceosomal complex; catalytic step 2 spliceosome. The coding region runs from base 1 to 1017 and encodes 338 amino acids.
AUGCCUCCCCGCAAGGCGCGCGACGUUAAGAGCGCCGCCCCAAGCCCCUCGCCAGCGCUCCGCUCUUCACGUUCGCGUUCCCAGCUCACAUCCUCGACCACCGACGACGAGGUGACCCAGCGCGCUGUUCCAGUGGAGGAGACCGUGGAGGAGACCGUGGAGGAGACUGAGGAGGAGGAAGACGAGGACGUGGAGGGUGGUGUUGACGGUGUCGAGGACGAGGACGAGGAUGGCGCCGAGGCCGCCGAGGAUGACAGCGGCUCAGCAAAGCCUACCCUCGCCGACAGGCAAGCAAAGCUCAAGGAGCUGCGUCUUCGCAUGAACGCAACCACCGCCGCCAACCGCCGCGACCUCGUCGAGGACCACCAAAAGUCCAAGGUCACCGCCCGCGAGCUGCAGCGGCUUGAGAAGCAGCGCAAGCUCGCGCAGACUCUGCGACUCAAGGCCGAUGCCGACGAGACGGGCGAGGACCUCGAGCGCCGCAAGGCUUGGAAGUGGAGCAUUGAGCAGAAUGAGCGGUGGGAGAAGAAGCAGGACGAGUCCAAGGCGAGGGGUGACUCGUCAUUCCACAACGAAAACGACGACGCGUUCAAGCGCUACGAGAGGCGAGUGCGCGGCACCAAGGUCGACCUCGUCGGCUACUCGAGGCAAAAGGAGGCCGCCCUUGGCCUCGCCCCCGGCACCUUGGUUCCCCUGGGCAUGACAAGCUCUGCUCUGGCCGCUGCGGGUCCUUCCAAGAUGUCCGGCAAGCUCACCGCCGCCGAGGACCUUUACCGCACCGCCGACACUCUCAGCUACGGCGACAACAAGCCCAGCGAAGAGGCUAUUGAUCGCGUCAUGGAUGGUAUCAACAAGGGCAUGGCCAACAAGCGCAGGAAGAAGGAGGACGACGACGACACUGGCGAUGUCACGUACAUCAACAAGCGCAACAAGCACUUCAACAAGAAGGUCGCGCGCUACUUUGACAAGUACACCAAAGAUAUCAAAGCAAACCUCGAGCGUGGAACGGCUCUCUAA